Messenger RNA from Lemur catta (Ring-tailed lemur), 3223 nucleotides. Its product is annotated as endoplasmic reticulum transmembrane helix translocase-like. Lineage: Eukaryota; Metazoa; Chordata; Mammalia; Primates; Lemuridae. Gene Ontology annotation, molecular function: ATP hydrolysis activity; P-type ion transporter activity; ATP binding. Gene Ontology annotation, cellular component: endoplasmic reticulum membrane. Gene Ontology annotation, biological process: intracellular calcium ion homeostasis; extraction of mislocalized protein from ER membrane. The record is from RefSeq and is a predicted model, not a curated record.
AUGAGGCCUCUGCACCCAAAAUCUCCCCAUGCGGGCCAUCAAACUAUGGGCUGAGAAGAACUCAACAGCAAUGUUUUGCCUCUGGCAGGAGUAUGACCCCAGCAAAGCGACCUUUGUGAAGGUGGUACCAACCCCCAACAAUGGCUCCACCGAACUCGUGGCCCUGUACCGUGACAAGGGCGAAGACGGGCUUGAGGUGCUGUCCUUUGAAUUCCAGAAGAUUAAGUAUUCCUACGAUGGCCUGGAGAAGAAGCAGUUCCUCCCUGUGGCCUUUCCGGUGGGAAAUGCCUUCUCAUACUAUCAGGGCAACAGAGGGUUCCAGGAAGACUCAGAGAUCCGAGCAGCUGAGAAGAAAUUUGGGAGCAACAAUUUAGUUUACCCCAAACCUGCCUGCUGGCAGGAACCCCCAGAGGGCCUGGAGCCCUUGCCUUGUGGCGUGAAACCCCGAGUGUGCCACUCUUGGCGGGAGCUGGCCCGUGGCCCCUUCCCAGGGAGGCCUGCAAUGCCCCGAGCAGAGUUGUCAAGGUGGGGCUUCCACACCCCAGAGGCCUUGCGGAACAUGUGGGAGAUCCGGAGGAUGGGCAACAAGCCCCACGUGAUCCAGGUAUACCGAAGCCGCAAGUGGAGGCCCACCGCCAGCGACAAGAUUGUUCCCGGGGACAUCGUCUCCAUCGGCCGCUCCCCGCAGGAGAACCUGGUGCCCUGCGACGUGCUGCUGCUGAGGGGCCGCUGCAUUGUGGACGAGGCCAUGCUCACUGGGGAGUCGAUGCCGCAGAUGAAGGAGCCAAUCGAAGACCUCAGCCCAGACCGGGUGCUGGACCUCCAGGCUGACUCCCGGCUCCACGUCAUCUUUGGGGGCACUAAGGUGGUACAGCACAUCCCCCCACAGAAAGCCACCGCAGGCCUGAAGCCGGUCGACAACGGGUAUGUGGCCUACGUCCUGCGGACUGGAUUCAACACGUCCCAGGGCAAGCUGCUGCGCACGAUCCUCUUUGGGGUCAAGCGGGUGACCGCAAACAACGUGGAGACCUUCAUCUUCAUCCUCUUCCUCCUGGUGUUUGCCAUCGCUGCUGCCGCCUACGUGUGGAUUGAAGGCACCAGGGACCCCAGCCGGAACCGCUACAAGCUGUUUCUGGAGUGCACCCUCAUCCUCACCUCGGUCGUGCCCCCUGAGCUGCCCAUCGAGCUGUCCCUGGCCGUCAGCACCUCCCUCAUCGCCCUGGCCAAGCUCUACAUGUACUGUACGGAGCCCUUCCGCAUCCCCUUUGCUGGGAAGGUCGAGGUGUGCUGCUUUGACAAGACGGGAACCUUGACCAGUGACAGCUUGGUGGUACGCGGCGUGGCUGGGCUGAGAGAUGGGAAGGAGAUGACCCCCGUGUCCAGCAUCCCAGUACAAACACACCGGGCCCUUGCCACAUGCCACUCCCUCGUGCAGCUUGAUGACGGCACCCUCGUGGGUGACCCCCUCGAGAAGGCCAUGCUGACCGCUGUGGACUGGACACUGACCAAAGAUGAAAAAGUAUUCCCCAGAAGUAUUAAAACUCAGGGGCUGAAAAUUCACCAGCGCUUUCAUUUUGCCAGUGCCCUGAAGCGGAUGUCUGUGCUUGCCUCGUACGAGAAGCUGGGCUCCACUGACCUCUGCUACAUCGCAGCUGUGAAGGGGGCCCCCGAAACCCUGCACUCCAUGUUCGCCCAGUGCCCGCCCGACUACCACCACAUCCACACUGAGAUCUCCCAGGAAGGAGCCCGCGUCCUGGCACUGGGGUACAAGGAGCUGGGGCACCUUACCCACCAGCAGGCCCGGGAGGUCAAGCGCGAGGCCCUGGAGUGUGGCCUCAAGUUCGUCGGCUUCAUCGUGGUCUCCUGUCCGCUCAAGGCCGACUCCAAAGCCGUGAUCAGGGAGAUCCAGAACGCGUCCCACCGGGUGGUCAUGAUCACAGGAGACAACCCGCUCACUGCCUGCCACGUGGCCCAGGACAAGGCCCACACGCUGAUCCUGCAGCCUCCCUCGGAGCAAGGCCGACCGUGCGAGUGGCGCUCCAUCGACGGCAGUAUUGUCCUGCCCCUGGCCCAGGGGUCCCCGAAGGCGCUGGCCCUGGAGCAUGCGCUGUGCCUCACAGGCGAUGGCCUGGCCCACCUGCAGGCGGCCGACCCCCAGCAGCUGCCCCGCCAACCCCACAUGCAGGUGUUCGCCCGAGUGGCCCCCACACAGAAGGAGUUCGUCAUCACCAGCCUGAAGGAGCUGGGCUACGUGACCCUCAUGUGCGGGGACGGCACCAACGACAUGGGUGCCCGGAAGCACGCUGAUGUGGGUGUGGCGCUCCUGGCCAAGGCCCCUGAGCGGGUUGUUGAGCAGCGACGGCGGCCCCGGGACAGCCCCACCCUGAACAACAGUGGCAUCAGGGCCACCUCCAGGACAGCCAAGAAGUCGGGGCUCCCGCCCCCUGAGGAGAAGCCGGCCUCGCAGAAGGACCGUCUGAGCCAGGUGCUUCGUGAUCUCGAGGACGAGAGCACGCCCAUCGUGAAGCUGGGGGACGCCAGCAUCGCCGCGCCCUUUACCUCCAAGCUCUCGUCCAUCCAGUGCAUCUGCCACGUGAUCAAGCAAGGCCGCUGCACACUGGUGACCACACUGCAGAUGUUCAAGAUCCUAGCGCUCAACGCCCUCAUCCUGGCCUACAGCCAGAGCGUCCUCUACCUGGAGGGAGUCAAGUUCAGCGACUUCCAGGCUACCUUGCAGGGGCUGCUGCUGGCCGGCUGCUUCCUCUUCAUCUCCCGUUCCAAGCCCCUCAAGACCCUCUCCCGAGAGCGUCCCCUACCCAACAUCUUCAACCUGUACACGAUCCUCACCAUGAUGUUCCAGUUCUUCGUGCACUUCCUGAGCCUUGUCUACCUGUACAGGGAGGCCCAGGCCCGGAGCUCUGAGAAGCAAGAGCCGUUUGUGGACCUGUACAAGGAGUUUGAGCCAAGCCUGGUCAACAGCACCGUUUGCAUCAUGGCCAUGGCCAUGCAGAUGGCCACCUUUGCCAUCAACUACAAGGGCCCACCCUUCAUGGAGAGCCUUCCCGAGAACAAGCCCCUGGUGUGGAGCCUGGUAGUACUCCGGGCUAUCAGCCUGCUCCUUGGCUCCUCGCCCGACUUCAACAGCCAGUUUGGCCUCAUGGACAUCCCUGUGGAGGUGAGUGGCCCUGAGGCUACUGGGGCUCGGCUGGGGCCUGGCUGCUAG